Molecule: messenger RNA, 1508 nt
Organism: Apaloderma vittatum (bar-tailed trogon)
Lineage: Eukaryota; Metazoa; Chordata; Aves; Trogoniformes; Trogonidae
Gene: TTC27
Product: tetratricopeptide repeat domain 27
Exons: 12
Molecular function (GO): protein binding
Source: RefSeq, a predicted model, not a curated record
GAAAUAGGUGGCUGGAGACUGGUUUUAGUUUUGGAAGUAUUUAAAGUGAAAGAGUAUGGAAAUAGUGUUACCAAGUUUCUUCAGUGCCGCUGCGUGAAUACUGCACUUGCAGACCAGUUUGAAGACACAAAUACAUCGGUAUCUGAACGCAUGAAGAUUUUCUACUGUUGUCAGGUGCCUCCACGUUGGGCUAUACAGCGUCAGCUUGCAAGCUUACUAUUUGAGCUGGGGUGCACCAACUCUGCCUUACAAAUAUUUGAGGAGCUGGAAAUGUGGGAAGAUGCAGUAAUCUGCUAUGAAAGAGCAGGACAGCACGGAAAGGCAGAAGAAAUACUCAGGCGGGAGUUAGAGAAAAAGGAAACACCAGGAUUAUAUUGUUUGCUUGGUGACGUUCUUAAAGACCACCAGUAUUACGACAAAGCCUGGGAGCUCUCCAGGCACCGAAGUGCCCGUGCCCAGCGCUCCAAAGGCCUCCUUCAUCUCCACAACCGGGAAUUCAGGGAAUGUGUGGAGUGCUUUGAACGUUCCGUGCAGAUCAACCCUAUGCAGCUAGGUGUAUGGUUUUCCUUGGGCUGCGCGUACAUUGCUUUAGAAGGCUAUGAAGGUGCUGCCAAAGCAUUUCAGCGCUGUGUGACGCUGGAACCAGAUAAUGCUGAGGCCUGGAACAAUUUAUCAACUGCUUAUAUCAGAUUAAAACAGAAAAUCAAAGCUUUUCGAACCCUUCAGGAAGCUCUCAAGUGCAACUAUGAGCACUGGCAAAUAUGGGAGAACUAUCUUCUUACCAGUACAGAUGUUGGAGAGUUUUCAGAAGCAAUUAAAGCUUAUCACCGGCUCAUGGACUUAAGGGAAAAGUACAAGGAUACACAGGUGCUGGCUAUCCUGGUCAGAGCAGUGGUGGAUGGUAUGGCAGAUCGCACUGGAGAGGUAGCGAGUGGAUUGAAGGGGAAAUUGCAAGAGCUCUUUGGCAGAGUGACUUCACGAGUGACAAACGAUGGAGAGAUCUGGAGACUUUAUGCCCAACUUUAUGGAAAUGGGCAGAGUGAUAGUGGUGAAGAUAUCGAAAAGUCACUGCAGUGUCUCACUAAGGCACAUAAAUGUGAAAUUCAAUCAAGUGAUUGGGAGAAAGAUGUUUCUUCUUUUAAGAAAGUGGUGAAAGGAGCAAUAGAGAUUGCACAUGUGGCUAUAAAAUGCAGCAAGAACAAAUCUAAUCAUCAGGAAGCUUUGCAGAUACUUUCUUCAGCUCGGCUCAACUUACGUGGCUUGUCAUCCAAAGCAAAGCAACUUUUUGUAGAUGUAACAAGUAAUGAAGUUCACAGUGAGAUAGCUGAUGAAGUGAUAACUAUGGACAACACGAUUGCUGAACUUCAGGAACUGAGCAACCAGCUGAGAGACCGGUGCUGACAUAUGGACCAGAUUUGGUGACAGGAAGACAACGACAUGUUUCUUUUGCUGAUGAAAUGGUAACAAUUCUAAUGCAACAACACUGUCAAUAAACAUUUUUCUGUACA